AUGGGGAAGAUUGAAUUCUUCGAGGACAAGCACUUCCAAGGCCAAAGCUAUGAGUGCAGCACCGACUGCACCGACCUGCGCUCUUAUUUCAGCCGUUGCAACUCCAUUAAGGUGGAGAGUGGCUGCUGGGUGCUGUAUGAGCUCCCCAACUACACUGGCCACCAGUACAUCCUGAGCCCUGGGGAGUACCCUGAUCACCAACAGUGGAUGGGAUUCAAUGAUAGCAUCAAGUCAUGUCGCUGUAUCAAAAAUGUCUACGGAAAGUCUUGGAAGAUCAGGUUCUACGACAAGCAGGAUUUCGGAGGUCAAGCAGCAGAGUGUGUUGAUGACUGCCCAUCGAUUUACGACACCUUCAAGCUCCGGGAGUUCCACUCCUGUGUGGUGAUGGACGGUGCGUGGGUCCUCUACGAGCAGCCCAACUACCAAGGACACCAGUACUUCCUGGAACGUGGAGAGUACCCCAACUAUACAGACUGGGGCGCCACCUCCCCUGCUGUGGGAUCUUUCCGCAUGAUCAAAGAGUUCUAGAACAGCAGUCACCAUGCAAGGUUCUGCAACCCCUAAAAAUAAAUUGUUUGAAUGCUGGGGAAACCAAUGUUCUAGAAUUCUAAAGAAGAGUUCUUAGAAUGCCUGCAAGGUUCCAAAGCCCUACGGCAACCAAAAUUCCGCUAAGGUUCCGGAAUCUUGAGGAAGUUCUAGAACCCUUCAAGAAGUUCAGGGUUCCGAAAGGUAACCAAUGAUUGAGAACCCAUCAGUCUUCCACCUGCUUUUUUCCAUUUGGACACU
Molecule: messenger RNA, 786 nt
Organism: Seriola aureovittata
Lineage: Eukaryota; Metazoa; Chordata; Actinopteri; Carangiformes; Carangidae
Product: gamma-crystallin M2-like
Exons: 3
Coding region: 1-528 (175 amino acids)
Biological process (GO): visual perception; lens development in camera-type eye
Molecular function (GO): structural constituent of eye lens
Source: RefSeq, a predicted model, not a curated record